Molecule: messenger RNA, 1208 nt
Organism: Aspergillus piperis CBS 112811
Lineage: Eukaryota; Fungi; Ascomycota; Eurotiomycetes; Eurotiales; Aspergillaceae
Exons: 10
Coding region: 1-753 (250 amino acids)
Source: RefSeq, a predicted model, not a curated record
AUGGCAAGUGCUUAUCUCGACCGGCAUAUAUCCUAUUGGCAGCACAACAUGCCACGGACCAGGCGUUGUUGCACGUUUGGGGCAAUCGACAAGGCUAUUAGCAAGCAAGCAAGUGCUGCCGCAUCAUCUCGACCACAAGUGCUUACCCAUCAAGGGCUAUCCGGGCCUGUUACGCAGAUUCGAGGCAGUGCAAGCGGGGUUGAUGCAUGCCACGGGAUGCCCCGGCCUUAUCACCAGAAUAGCACCGGGAGCCUGCUCCCAGAUCUUCGUACGGAAAUGCAGGAUGACCCUGACGUAGCUCCGAAAUACGGUUAUCACCCGACCAAGAUGACCAAUGGCCCCUAUGCGCGAUAUACCCACCGGUGCCUCACGGGGCGUUGCGACUCGCCACCGUUGGCUCAAGGUUUCGUGUUGAGAUUUCAAACCCACCAAAGAAGGGAAUUCCGUGACCGGGUUGGGCGAUCGGGAGAUGGGAGGCACGCGGCUCCGCAGUCUAUCCAAUUGCCAACUCCGAAGGGGGCAAAAAGAGGUGUGCCGUUUCUACGAAGUAGUGGUAGUAGUGAUAGUAUUAAGUCAGUCAGUCGCACGGCUCACUCGAAUGCAGCCUUGCCCAGGUUGUUCCCUGGUAACGCGCCGAAAAAGAACUUUCAUUCCCACUUGAGGCUCUCCCUCCCCCAAUUCAAACUAAUCGUCUCAUCAUCCCCCGUUUUGGGUUUACCGCUUGACCGCCCCUCUCCUCGUCAAGCUAGCUGAAAUGUGAGUCGCUGCUGAUGCCUGUCUCGCGGACUGUCGCACUGUGCCGCUUGGACUAUCUCCUACGGAAUAGCUAGGCUUAUGAUCCAUUCCUCCUCCUGCCUCUCCGAUGGUAUGCUUCCCGCGUCCCUGAGGACCAAUGAUGUUGCUUCUCGGACCCAAUAUCCCACUUUUCUUUCCAUUCUUUCGCCCCUCCGGCGUAUCCAAUGUAAAGCUUACUCUGGAACAACAGAGCCGCAUCAUGAAGUCUACUAGUUAAACCAUGGCAGCUGUUCAACAGCUCUCCUAUCCAGUCGCAUCCAUGUGUCCAGUGCAUGGCUGUUUGUUGUCUAAAGUGUUGUCCCACUAAACCUUAUUUUCUUUCAAUGUGGAUCGCUGUAUUCCCUACCAACACUCUCUGUAUACUAUCUGGCCGCCUCCGAUCAACAGUGAAUACAAGUACCAACAUUCACGUU